AUGUCCAUCCGGAGACUGUCCACGGCACAAACGGGCGGCUCGCGGCCGAAGCCAGAUUCUUCCAAUAAUCAAGAUAUGGCUAGUGCAUCCAACUCCACCGGUUCUGCUCCCCGCCCUGCAGAAGAAAUGUUAUCGGGUGCAGAUAGAGUUUCGCUAGAAUCAACAUCGUCGCUCGACCUGACGCCUUCCACGCCCGACUCGAUGGGGUCGCUUCUGACUGACGACCUCACGUUGCGGUCUUUGCGGGUCGAUGGCAUUGCGGAAGAAGAUUUCAUCGGUGCACGGAUUCUCACUCGGUCCUUGACCAACCUGUCCUUGACGGGCAAUGGCCCAACACAAGGUGGAGAGCAGCCUCCGCUCCAGCGACGCCGAAGCACGGUGACGUCGACGAUCCAAAACAUCACGCGUAAGUUUGGCUACUGGGACAGCGAGUUCCAUGCACAGCGUAUCACCAUCAUUGUGACCAUGCUCACCAACUAUGUCUUCUUGAUUGUAGGGUUCCUUAUAGCCUUGUGCAUCUACUGGGGCGCAUACUAUGACCGAAGCUCCCGCUAUAAGAACGUGCACUUUGGCGUGAUGAUUGCCGAUGACGGCCUAGUAGGAGAAAUGACCAGUCGCUUCUUCGCCUUGCCCGCACUUAAAGCGGCCGGCGACUUCCAUGUGUGGAACGCUUCAUCGAUCCAAGCAACGGCAAGCAAGCUUGGAAUGUCGGCGUACGACUUCAUGCGCCACGAGGUGCACCGAGAGAAGUACCGUGCGGCUUAUUUUGUGAGGCCUAACGCUACAACAGAACUUGCAGUUGCUCUCAACUCUCUCAACACUUCGUUCAAUCCUGCCAAUGAUUUGCUCAUGGCUUACUAUGAGACCGGCAGUGACUAUAAUGGGGUCAACAACUAUUUCUCAUCCAUGGUGCAACUGGUGGUGGCUUCCCAUGCCUCUUUCAUGGAGCAGGUGCCAUGGGCUGCAGCUGUGUUGCAGAUGGUGAAUACAUCCCAUGCCGAGACCAUUUUGGAUCGUGCACCAGAACUCCUCACAAGCUUGCCUCAGUUCAGAAUAGUCGAUGGCAUUCCAGUGAUACCCCAGGUCAUUCAGGCACCUUUGCAAGUUGGUUUGAUUUACUUGUGUAUCUUCACUUUUUUCCAGUUUGUGUUCUCGGCCCCAAUCCACAUGUACAUGUCGACCAAACUUAAGGGACUUCGUUAUGUCGCUUACCGUAUCACCGCUGCUCAGCUCGCUUAUAUCGGUCUCGGUUUUGCAUAUGUUUUGUUGAACACUGCGUUCCAGGUGAGUUUCACCAAAGCCUUUGGAAACCUGGGUUUCUUGGUUAUCUGGGCUUUUGCCUAUUUAACAAUGUCCUCCAUUGGAUCGCUUAUUGAGAUGAUGGUCUUGGUUUGCAUUGCUACUAAGCCCGCAAUGAUUGGCCUAGUCCUCUUGCUUGUUGCUGUGACCAAUUUGGCUCCGACUAUAUCCCCAAUUGUUCUUUGUCCAACUUUCUAUCGUUAUGGAUAUGCGUUGCCCGUCUUCAACUCCUAUCAGUUGAUGAUGGUUGCUUUCUUUGACGCAUAUAAAGGCCAUAUGGGCAGAAACAUCGGUAUCCUUGUGGCAUGGAUCAUUAUUACGAACUCAGGAAUGCCGUUUGUCAUGGGCUGGACCGCCAAGAAGAUGGCACAGAAAGCCGCUGCGGCUAAAGAGAAAACGUCUUAG
This is a messenger RNA of Clavispora lusitaniae ATCC 42720, 1704 nucleotides long. RefSeq names its product Sng3p (gene SNG3). Gene Ontology annotation, cellular component: membrane. NCBI's taxonomy places the organism in Eukaryota, Fungi, Ascomycota, Pichiomycetes, Serinales, Metschnikowiaceae. The record is from RefSeq and is a predicted model, not a curated record.